This is a messenger RNA of Dracunculus medinensis (Guinea worm), 2832 nucleotides long. The record is from the annotation of a GenBank genome assembly. Lineage: Eukaryota; Metazoa; Nematoda; Chromadorea; Rhabditida; Dracunculidae.
AUGAUAUAUGGAUUCGUUGAUAACUUGAUCGAAAUGGGUUAUUAUAGAGAGGAUAUUCAUUUGGAUAAGGUUCAUUUUACACAAAACCUUUCAUCAGUUCUUUCGGAUCCAAAACAAUCGCGUUAUGAAACACAAGUGUUUUUUACGAGACAUUGGGGUGAUUCUUUUAUUGUAAAGAAUAAUAUUGCUGCAUCACCGUUAAUCCCUUCAAUAACAGCGGAACAUUUUAAAAAUUAUCUUAAUACAAUUGCAAAUAAACGUCAAAAUUGUCUGAAAGUCAAGAAUAAUUUUUGGCUUACAUAUAACAGAUAUGAACAGAACAGAACUGAUGUUGAUGACGUUCCUACGAUUCUCCUUAAUCCUUAUUUUUCUUUGGCUGAUCCCGAAACAUUCGAUUCUAUAUUUCUUGAGCCAAAGCAGUCUGAACCGGACUGCUUACUUGUUAACGGUACUUCUGCAGAGACUAGUCAACUUAGUAUCUGCUUACAUGAUCGUACAGAUGAGCGAAUAUCGCAGUUAAUUGAACCAUUUCGCACUGAGGAUGGUCGACGAUUUCGUUCAUACCAUACUUUGCAACAACGACUGGAAAGUUAUCAUGAUUUAGUUGACAGCCGUCUUAAUAACCAAUUAGCAUCCAAAUCGAACGCUUUUUGGAAAACUGUAGUAUCUUAUAGCGGUCUUCAUAGUGAGCUCGCCGAUGCAAUUAAUAAGAUUUUGGUUGUUCGAAAGAGUUUACAAUUAGUGAACGAGAAAAUAUGUGGUGGAAUGAUGAAAAUUGUAGAAUUAUAUAAAAACCGACAAAGAAAUGAACAAUUACUUCAUAAAUUGCAGGAUAUGGCUUGUCUGCGAGCUGCUCAAACAACUGUACAAAUGCUUUUAAAUCAAAGUGAUUUCCCCAAGGCUUUGGAAUGUAUCGAAACUGCUCAAGAUGUUUUGGCAUCGGAUCUUCGAGGUGUUUUAUGUUUUAGGCAUCUUAAUUCUCAACUGCAAGAAUUACGUAAGAUGAUUGACAAAGUACUCCAUGAAGAAUUUAUAGCUUUAAUAACCAAGGAAUUGGGGCGAUCAUGUGAAACAGAAGCCGAUGCUUCAUAUCAAGGAGUAAGCCUUGCAUUAUAUUCAUUAAUUUUUUUUUCGUCAUCAGCUGUUGAAAUCCAAAUUUUAAAAUCUCAUGUGAUUAUUAAUGAUGCCGAUCGAGCUGCGGCAGGAUUGGAUUCAUCUUCUGGUAAUUUAAAUAUUCAGAUAUGUUCCUUGAAUUUCGAUGAGUGGUUUUCUGCAUUUGACCAUGUUCUUCGUGUAUCCUAUUAUAAAUGUCGACGUAUGUUGAGUCUACAGAAAUUGCUUAUUGAAAAUAUUGAUCGAUAUCAAAAAUUAAAUAAACCAAUUACAGUGGAACCAAAUUGUGAUUCUAACGAUGAUGCGAAAAUAUUAGAUGUCUCAAAUAUGUUCGAUGAUAUUGAUGAAAUAGAUACAAAAAUUGGUGAAAUCCCGCUUAAUUUACAAUGCACAACAGAUGGGCGAAACUCACAACCAGAUAAUCUGAGCGAAACGUCUAAUGUUCUGGAUUCUCCUGAAGAAUCAAAAAAGUUUAUCCGCAGUGCUAUUUCAACUCCUUUAGCUAUUUUAUCGAUGCCUUGCAGGAAUCUAUCUCAGGUACGGCAGUCCUUGAAUUUGCUUGCGGAAUAUACGGCAAACUGUGCUGAAGAAAGAAUUUGUAAAUUGUUGGUAGCUAGAUCAAAGGAUGGCUCUUUGGAAUGCUUAUCUGUUGCUGAAUUCCAGAAGAUUCUUUAUGUUGUUAAUGAUUUUAUCGAAAAAUGUCGGAGUUUAGUGAAUGCGAAUGAAAGCUAUUAUUCUCCGUUGCGUCUCUGCAUUGUGCAACGGAGCAGCUCUUUCAUAAAGAAAUUUCAUGAGGAUCGAAGGAUAAAACUUGGCAUCAUUCUUGAUUCUGAAAAUUGGCGAGCAAAUGACGUUCCUGAACAUUUUGUGCGGCUUGUUAACGAAGCAUUAAGGAUAGGUAAACUCCGAGACAUACCGAAUUUUGGAGACCAGCAGCCUCAGUCCAAACAGCAACUUAUAAUUAAUGGAGAAAACUUUGUGGUUGUUAGUACAGCACUCAUUCUUUUGCAAAUGAUGGGACAGUAUUGCGAUAUUUUGGAAGUACUUCCCGAUUUCGCCAUCGAUUUAUUGAUGUGUCUUGUAGAACUUUUGAAGAAUUAUAAUAGCCGCAGUUGUCAGUUGAUUUUGGGCGCUGGUGCCCUUCAACUUAUUGGCUUAAAAUCGAUUAGCGUUCGACAUCUUGCAUUAUCAUCACGUUCUCUGCAACUAAUUUUACUGUUCAUUCCUUAUGUUAAGGCACAAUUCAAUUCAUAUCUUGACGCGAGCAGAAGUAAUCAUUUCCGUUAUUUGGAUCAGAUUAUGAAGGAUUAUAGUAACCAUAUACAGGAAAUUUUGAAUAAGCUGAUUGGUGUUAUAGACCAUCAUUUAGUUGUACAGCUGCAGUCGUGGGAGGUGAAAGCUGUAGUACCUUCUCCAGCAUUUAUGCAGAUUUUUAAGCAUUUGAAGAGGUUCUAUAACGGUCUCGUGGGUGUUAUGCCGGAAGCUGUAAUUAAGGAAUUAUUCCUUCGUGUGCAUGAAAAUUUCAAAAGAAAUUUGAAGGAAUACCUAGAUGAAGUAGGCAUCACACCGCAUGAUUCUCUAACAUAUGGCUUGGUCAGUCAAGAAUAUUUGUAUUAUUUAAAGAGCUUGCAGUCAUUAGGCUGUUGUUGCGAUUUCAAGGAUGAAUCCAUUAGCGAAGCUCUUUACGGCCAUAAAAUUGAAAAAUAUCGACAUUUGUAA